GUCAUUUCCGCCAGGAGGACCGGAACUCGUCGCCGUGCUGGGGUUUCCCGGGCUGCUGUGGCAGGGGCUCUUCCUUUUCGGCUCCGACAUCUUGAAGCAGCAACAUGCCUCCAAAAGAUGAUAAGAAGAAGAAGGAUGGAGGCAAAGGAGGCAAAAAGGAUAAAGAUCCAGUAAACAAGACUGGGGGCAAGGCCAAGAAAAAGAAGUGGUCAAAAGGAAAAGUAAGAGACAAGCUGAACAACUUGAUCCUGUUUGACAAAGCCACAUAUGAUAAGCUGUUGAAAGAGGUACCCAACUACAAACUCAUCACGCCUGCUGUUGUCUCUGAAAGGUUAAAAAUCAGAGGUUCACUGGCUAGAGCUGCCCUCCAGGAGCUGCUUUCAAAAGGCAUGAUCAAGUUGGUGUGCAAACAUAGAGCACAGGUUAUCUAUACACGAAAUACCAAGGGUGGUGAUGCACCUGCUGCUGCAGAUGAUGUGUAAUAAGGUUCUGGAAUGGAUUUCAAGUGAUGCUAUUUAGAUAUCAGUAAAAUUAGAAAUAAAAUUGUCUUUAACAACA
Molecule: messenger RNA, 558 nt
Organism: Chiloscyllium plagiosum (whitespotted bambooshark)
Lineage: Eukaryota; Metazoa; Chordata; Chondrichthyes; Orectolobiformes; Hemiscylliidae
Gene: rps25
Product: ribosomal protein S25
Source: RefSeq, a predicted model, not a curated record